UGAGUGAGCUCACUUGAAUUACAGAAUCGACCCGCAUGAUUGAAAUUCGUGUUUUUAGAAAAAAAAUCUCAUGUGCACCAACGUAAUAAUUCAACAACUAAAGAAAAAUGGUCGGUUGUUACAGUCGGUGAGAAAGGGAACGCAAUUACAUUAUCGAUAGUUCCCGUUUGGUCUUUAUCGUUUUCAUGGAAUUCUGUAAAACACCGAAUAUUUUCGUAUUCGUGGUGUGACUGAAAAUACAAAAUGCACAUUUAACGUGGUGUGACUUUGUUCGAAGUGAUCAAAAGAUUCCUCUGAAAUGAUCAACAGAUCCAGCAAGUAUAUCUGGAUUGUAGACGUACGAUCCUAGUAAUUGUCUGUGAGAUAAUGAGAUAUUUUAAUCGUUCAUCCACCUUUGUCAUUGUCACAACAUUUUUUGCUGAACUUUAGAAGUAAAUAACGUUGCCGACGUUAUGUAACGAAUGACAGCUAUCAAAUUCUUUUCAACACGACUAUAAAUUGUAAAGGAAUCUCAACAGAACUAAUAGAUCUGUGUAAUUUAAUUAAAAAUAUAUCGUAAUUUUGUUUCUAAGUACGUAUACAAUUUAUAACAUACUUGACAGGCAUAAGUGAAACUGCCUAAAAUAAAAAACAUCUGCUUUUAAUUCUUUCAAAACUACAGUUAGAGUUCUAUAAAAUAAUGUUACAGUUAUACAUAUGUGCAUAGAAUUUAGAAAUGGCAACAGGAGGUAGUAGUUUCAUAAGUAAACCAGCCAGAGGAUGGUUACACCCCGAUCAGUUAGUGAGCAAAGAAGGAAUUACUUAUACCGUUAAGUACAUAGGAUGCCUCGAAGUUUAUACGUCUAUGAAAAGCUUAGAUUUUGAAACAAGAUCAUGUGUUGCCAAAGAAUGUAUAAACAGAGUUUGCGAAGCAGCUGGAUUAAAAUCUGCAGAUAAAAAAAGACGGGUGAACAGACAAGUGCUUAGGGCAAUAGCAGACAAGCCACGCAUGGAGCAUACAGGUGCUACUAUAAAUUUGACUAUCAGCAGUUGCAGUUUAGCCUUGACUAAUAUAGAAAAUGGACACAUCAUUGCCAAACAUGAAAUGCCACAUAUAUCUUUUGCUUCUGGUGGAGAUACGGAAAUACUGGAUUUUGUUGCAUAUGUUGCAAAAAAUAUGCAAGAGUGGCGCGCGUGUUAUGUAUUGGAAUGUGGAGGAGGAUUGGCACAAGAUGUUAUAUCUACUAUUGGACAAGCUUUUGAACUACGAUUUAAAGAAUUCCUCACCAAACCAACUUCGUUGCAUCCCAUGUUAAAUGGUAUGCGAGAAGCAGAUAGAGAUUAUUAUAAUGACCUCCCUGGUAAAGUACCGCCAGAUAUUGGCCCUCCACCGGUGCCACCUUUGCCAACUGCAUCGACUCUACCCAAUUUGAAGCAUCAUCAUUCUGGGCAAAAUCAUAUAUCACGAAGCAACGCACAAAAUUCCAUUUUACACGAUUCAUUCUCUUCUAAUUCUGAUAGGCAUCAUCAACAAUGGGCAGAGAGUGGUAAUUUAAUUGACUUAAAUUCCGAUGGAACAUCUUCUACAAAUUUCAAUAUACCUCCAGAACAUAAUUAUGUAAACGAUAGUGUUAUAGCAGCAAGCAGAGACAGCCAUCGCGAUCAAACAUCGCUUUUCGAUGUGUUUGACAUGCAGUCAUUUAGUUCUGCAAUAUCGGAUAUGAAUAGAUUAAGUCCACAUUCUCAAAAACAACAAUUAAAACAAGAGAUAUGGUUUCAUGGUAGCGUUAGUCGUGCUGAAGCAGAAUCUAUGUUGACAAGAGAUGGUGACUUUUUGGUUAGAGAAUCUCAAGGGUCCCCUGGCCAAUAUGUCCUUACGGGUAUGAAUAAUGGUACACCAAAACAUUUAUUGCUUAUCGAUCCCGAGGGCGUAGUACGCACAAAAGAUCGCGUUUUUGAUAGCGUAAGUCAUUUAGUAAAUCAUCAUUGCGACAAUGUAUUACCAAUUAUAUCAGCGGACAGCGUUUUAGUACUACGAUAUCCAAUUCCUAGACGUACAAAUAAUUGAUUUUUACAAAUUUAUGAUAGCCCCCAGAACAACAAGUAAAGUUUACAUUUCGUAUUAGUUGACUGCAUCAAUACUAAAGAUAACAAAAAGUUGAUGCCUAUCACAUAUGAUGCUUUCAAUAAUAAUUCAAAAAUCCGUCAAUCAAUACAAGUAACGAAUAUGAUUACAAUUUUAUGCAACGAGUACUUUACUUUUAAAUUCUAUUUAUGCUGAAGAAUAGUCGGUGAAGUUUUCCUGAAUAUUCUUACUGAAAUGAAGAGUCAUUAAUAUCUUAUGAAUAAAAAAGGUUAAUGAAUGUCAGCUUACUAUUGAUAAUAAUGUCAAAAUGCACAAAGAGAAAUUAUAUCAAUAAUUUUUCAAAUUAUUGCGACAAACUAAGAUUGGUCAAUGCAUAAAAUUUAUUUGAUAAUAUCGAUGCAUAUAAAUUGUUUUGGUAAACAAUUAUAUACAUGAAUGAUUUAUAAUUAUAAAAUACCAGUAUUUGCAUUAUUUUCUAUAUUUAAUUUAUCAAUUUUAAUUCUUUUUACUAUUUUAAAUAAUUUAUACGCAAUUUGAAAUCCAAAUUACUAACCUAGUACAUUUUUGAAUACAUCUAAACAUGUAGAAACUUCAAAUUAUUUAAAAAUCAUAUUUAGAACAUUUAAAUACUACAUUUGUUGGAUAUGCAAAGAAGUUUCUAAAAAAUGUAAUUAACAUUUUCUAUUCGGUAUAGAGUAAUAGUUUAAGCCAAAUAUCACUGUUUAAUUUGACUCGUAAGUACUACUUGCAUUUCUCAAAGUUAUUUACACACAUAAGUUUGAAAAUAUACUCUGUGACAUGCUGUGUUACAUAUUUUACUGAUUAUCUUAAAUUGCCCAAUUCUCAUAAAACACAGAUACUAGUUAUAAUAUGAUACUUUAAAAAUGAUGCACCUUUUAUGUGAAAUUGUUGCUCUUGGACAUUUAUAAAGAUGUUAUUUUACGAUACAUUUCCUUAUUUUUUAAAUAAUUUUUAGUGAUCUUAUAGUUAUGUCACAGAGUACCAAUUUUCAUAAGUGUUAUUAAUAUGUAGUACAUCUUAAAAUGUGCCACACUCUAGUAAUGGUUCAGUACUCAUUACUGAAUAGUAUAGAACUAUAUAUUUAAUUUUGUAUGUAAUUUGUACCAUGUAGAUCAUAACUUCACGCGAAAUGUUAUUGUAAUUUCAUUCAUUUCGUGUCGUAGCACUAUGAUUAACGUGCGAAAGAUAUACACCUAUAUAUUUUUACGAAUUUUGUAAUUUUCUCGCUGUAUAAUAUUUUGAUUCCAUGUUUACAAGAUAAUCUGCAUAUAUAAUCUCAAUUUUAAUAGAAUCGACAUAUUUCAUAUUGCUUUCUAUCCAAAAAUAAAUUAAUCAAAUCUAA
This is a messenger RNA of Hylaeus volcanicus, 3428 nucleotides long. It is a transcript of the gene Shc, whose product is annotated as SHC-transforming protein 1. The record is from RefSeq and is a predicted model, not a curated record. The transcript is spliced from 11 exons. Lineage: Eukaryota; Metazoa; Arthropoda; Insecta; Hymenoptera; Colletidae. Gene Ontology annotation, biological process: cell surface receptor protein tyrosine kinase signaling pathway; intracellular signal transduction. Gene Ontology annotation, molecular function: receptor tyrosine kinase binding. Bases 716 to 2047 code for a protein of 443 amino acids. Gene Ontology annotation, cellular component: plasma membrane.